ACUUUUAGCGAAUUUAGUGGGUUUGAACGACUGAUUGCUGUGGAAGUGUAACAGCAUUGACUGAACUAUAAGAGUCAGUGGUCUUGGAGGGUUAUAUGGUUUCCUCUCUUUUAUUGGGUCCCCUUCUUACUAAUAUUUGACAAAAUCUGCAGGGACUUUAGAAAUAAUAAUCUUGCUGGUGACAUACCUUACAGUCUUCAUCCAAAUUUACUGCCAGUGUAUGCCUUAUGUGCUUAUUUGUUUCCAUAACCUUUCGUUUUGUUCCACUUCUGACUUUUGUAUUGAUCUUCAAGAGCUUCUUUUUGAAUGCAAAUAUCUUGCUAAUAAUCAAUUUAAUCAGGGAUGGCCAAAAAAAAUAAUAAUAAUAAUAAUUAGGGCCUUCCUUAUUCCAUCUACUCUAUGACUUUCCUUAUAUAUCUGUGAGUAAUGUUCCUCACAUUGAUUCAUUUCUUAACUUCUAUGGAUACUAAAACUGGAAGCAUCUUUCUUUUAUCGUUUUUGCAUAAUUUUUUCUCAUUUGUUGGCAAACCUUCUUUUUUUUUUUUUUUUUUUGGUAAUCAUCUGAUCUUUGAGAUGGGUUGUCAAAGAUUCACCAUUUCUUUGAAUAACUCUCUUUUUCUGGGUCUUUCUAGCUUGGCUUUUGUUUCAUUUUAUUUUAUUGUAUUUUAUUUUUUGUUGAUUUGAACAAAUGUGAGGAGGUCAGUCUUUUUCUAGAUUUGUCUUUUAUAAGAAAAUGUUAAAUAUUGCAGUAUAUUUUAGAUAUGCACGUUAAAUUGCUAAUUAACUUUGUUAAUUAGUUUUGGAUGGUAUUCAUUUAGAUAGCUGUUUUAUAUCUUGGUUAAACAGAGUUUUACACAAAUAUGAUAUUUCUUAUCACUUCAGGAAUCUCUGUUAAUGCCUUAGCCAGUAUGCUUAUUCAUUUCUGUUGUCCCUGAUAAUGCGGUAUGCAAAAAGACAAAAUGGUGGAGUGACCUGAACAUAUGAAAGUGUUUGACAAAUGUAUGUUGAUUAUUUGAUCUCGGUUUUGCUUAUUUGUUUAAGUAAGGUGAUCCCUUCUGCUUUUGUGAAGAGUCUAUUUACUUAUAGAGAUAAAGAGAAAAAUAAUAACAAAACAAGUUUUCCUUAUGGAGACCAAAAUUGAACCAAGGGAGUUAAAAAGAAUUUGUCUAAACUUUAAAUCAUAAAAUACUAUUAUAACUCAAUUCAUUCUUAUGUACAUUUCUAUUUAUGACAUUCCUUUUCUUUUUUAUUUUCUUGAAGAACUGAACAUUGAUGUAAAAACCCAUGAAUUGAGAAACAACAAUGAGAAAAUUAAGGCUUGCAACCACUCUUCUACAAACACAAUGGCCAACUCUUUUAUUGUUAAAGUUUUUUAUUUUGUUGUUUGCAAAUAGCUAUAGGAGCUUGAAUGUGGCCCUAACAUUCAUGUACAUGUACUUCUCUUGUGCCUUGGGUUUUUGGCUAUCACUGAAAGGUUCUUUCAUUUUGGUGCAGAAUUUUUGCAUUUGUUCGUUGUCAUGUGUUACCAACUACUUUGUGAAGUAUGUUAUGGAUGUUAUAUGCAUUAAAAUAUUAUAAUGUAGUAGAUUUUUAUCCUCUUUUAAGUUUUAAAUCCAAUCCUACUAAUUAAAUUUCAAUAUUUAAG
Molecule: messenger RNA, 1645 nt
Organism: Rubroshorea leprosula
Lineage: Eukaryota; Viridiplantae; Streptophyta; Magnoliopsida; Malvales; Dipterocarpaceae
Source: the annotation of a GenBank genome assembly